AUGUCGGCACAAACUGGCAAGGAAAUCAUCCUUGUCACUGGCGGAACAAACGGCAUUGGUCUUGACACCGUAAUCCACUUCGCCUCCGCCUCUUCAAAAUACCACGUCAUAAUCGGCGCACGCAACCUCUCCAAAGGCGAGACCGUCCUCAAAGACAUCCAAUCCAAGCCCAUCCAAGGAACCGUAUCCCUCAUCCACCUCGACGUCACAGACGAUGCCUCCAUCGAAUCAGCAACCAGAAAGCUCGAACAAGACUUCUCCCACCUCGACGUCCUAAUCAACAACGCAGGCGUCUGCCCGGAACGUGACGAGCAAUGGCCACCCAACCGCGAGUACCUCCGCACAACCUUCGAAACAAACGUCUUUGGCCCAACCCUCAUCACUACCUCCCUCCUUCCCCUCCUCAAGAAAUCCCCUAAUCCCCGCAUUAUAAACGUCAGCUCGUCAAUGGGCAGUAUCGCCAUGAAAUCAGACCACAGUCAUCAGCACGCCGGUGUUCGGUUCCCAGCGUACCGUAUGAGUAAAGCAGCGCUGAAUAUGCUGACGGCGUACCAGUACUAUCAGCUUAAGCCUGAUGGCUUCAAGGUCUGGACUUUUUGUCCCGGGUACGUGGCUACGGAUAUAGCGGAUGAUAGGGAGAAGAGGGUAGAGAUGGGGAUUGAGAGUUCGGAGACGAGUGCGGUGGGGUUAUUGGAGAUUGUCGAGGGAAAGAGGGAUGCGGAUGUAGGAGGGUUUAUUGGGAGGUAUGGGGAGAAGUUUGAUUGGUAA
Messenger RNA from Bipolaris oryzae ATCC 44560, 768 nucleotides. RefSeq lists its product as uncharacterized. The coding region runs from base 1 to 768 and encodes 255 amino acids. The transcript has 2 exons. The record is from RefSeq and is a predicted model, not a curated record. NCBI's taxonomy places the organism in Eukaryota, Fungi, Ascomycota, Dothideomycetes, Pleosporales, Pleosporaceae.